AAAAAAAAAAGUCAUUUGUUUUCUUUGUAAUGCCUGGCACACUAACAAAUAUGACCAACAAACUCGAUAACUCUCUAAAGUCGGCUCCAGCCCCCAAAAAGGGCUCCAAGAAGGCGGUGACCAAGGCGCAGAAGAAGGACGGCAAGAAGCGCAAGCGCAGCCGCAAGGAGAGCUACUCGGUGUACGUGUACAAGGUGCUGAAGCAGGUGCACCCCGACACUGGCAUCUCGUCCAAGGCCAUGGGCAUCAUGAACUCGUUCGUCAACGACAUCUUCGAGCGCAUCGCGGGCGAGGCGUCGCGCCUGGCGCAUUACAACAAGCGCUCGACCAUCACGUCCCGGGAGAUCCAGACGGCCGUGCGCCUGCUGCUGCCCGGCGAGCUGGCCAAGCACGCCGUGUCCGAGGGCACCAAGGCCGUCACCAAGUACACCAGCGCCAAGUAAAAGUUUUUCAACAUUUUGCUCUUUUUAAAGGCUCUUUGUAGAGCCGCUCAAUUUUGCAUAUACAGAGUUGUAAUAGCAAGGUCCCUUAGCAGGCUUCUUAAAGCAUGUUUUGUCUUUUUACAGAUUUGUUUCCAUAAAAUGUGAGAAGUAUUUUAUUAUGAGAUGUUUAUUGGAACUUAUGUUACUCUUUAGAGCCGCUUACAUUAUGUGAAAUGUGUAUAAUAGGAAUUUGGCUAAAGCUCUGAAACAAAUAGUUGUGUUUUUGUGUGUGUUCUUUAAAUUUUUAAUUUGUUCUUUGUUCCCUCAUUUACACUUUAAAAUAAUUUCAUAGUAGGUGUCUGGGACUUAAAGGUUUUAUGUUUCAGUUUUUGUACAUUGGUUAUUUGUUUUAAUUAUAAUGUCCACAUUAUAACUAUAAUUCUAUGUAUUUCACAAAGGCUAAUUCGUGCAAUGAGAAAUUAUUUUGCAAAGUACACCAAACUCUUUAUGUCAAUCAUCCUAUAAUCUGAACUAGGCUUGGGAGAUUACUGAUCUGCAGAAUUUAAUCAUAGCUACUAUUGUAGACUGUUUCAAUGAUAAUUCUUCAAAUUUACAGUAAAAAUUUUAUUAUCCAU
Hyaena hyaena (striped hyena) is the source of this 1057-nucleotide messenger RNA. Its product is annotated as histone H2B type 1-K-like. Gene Ontology annotation, cellular component: nucleosome. Bases 30 to 443 code for a protein of 137 amino acids. NCBI's taxonomy places the organism in Eukaryota, Metazoa, Chordata, Mammalia, Carnivora, Hyaenidae. Gene Ontology annotation, molecular function: DNA binding; protein heterodimerization activity; structural constituent of chromatin. The record is from RefSeq and is a predicted model, not a curated record. The transcript is spliced from 2 exons.